AUGGCAGUGACACUAAAUCCUAUGAUUCGUUUGAGCAUGAGCUGUUAGAGAUACCAUCGAGAGCCCGUUCACAAUCUCAUCAUGAGGCAUUGACCCACGCAUUAGAAGAGGGGGAUACCUCUUCACGUCCUGAGGUGACUAGCAAUCCGCCACCACCUCUCAAUGUGGAGCCUCAACUUGAGGUGACUGCUGGUAAUACUAUUGCUGCUAAGCGUGCUCGUGGCCCGACUCGAGGCAAAGAGGUUCAAGGCCUUGUUGAUAAAGAUGGAAAGCUUAGCGUGCCUAUCCCUCCAGAAUUUCGUGCACCGGUAGGGGACUAUGCCUCAAAACUAGCCUCAAAGAUUGGUGUAGAAGUGCGAACUCGUUUACCAAAUCCAAGUGUUCGUAGGUGGAAGUAUGUUGAUGCCUCCGUUAAGGAGGCGAUGUUUCAACGCUUGAAUGAUCAAUUUGAUUUACAAGGAGACCCUGUUGAUAUAGAGAAGGCAAUGAACACAAAAUUUGGUCGGAGAUUGAGUAACCAUACCUAUAGGCUGCACAAACAAUUCAUGGAGCUGAAGGAGGCUAAAGGGGAGGAGUAUGCAAGAAACCACCCACCAAAGAAUGUCGAUCCUACCAAGUGGAUAGAUCUUAUUGAUAAAAAGUGGAACACUAAAGAAUUUCUGGAACAAUCAAAGGCCAACAUCGCGAACAGAGAAAGGAUGUAUACAAAACAUAGGUGUGGUUCUAGGUCAAUCCCUGUUAGAGUAGAAAAACUGGCACGAGAAAAGAAGAUGCUACCUGAUCUAGCAGAGUUGUACAAGGAAACUCACUAUAAUGAGAAAACACAU
This is a messenger RNA of Camellia sinensis, 827 nucleotides long. The record is from RefSeq and is a predicted model, not a curated record. NCBI's taxonomy places the organism in Eukaryota, Viridiplantae, Streptophyta, Magnoliopsida, Ericales, Theaceae.